GCUCUGGCCAACGCGAUGAUGACGCGUUGUUGAGCAGGAAACGCGUCACAAUCUGUUUUCCCCAUCUGCAAUAGUCGUUCACACGCGACUGUUCGCACAGUGAACCUGUUCAGAACAUUGCCCACGACCGGGACAACUUCUGACUUACCUAACCGUCCCCUUUGCUUCCCGUCUCUUACUCAUCCAUCUCCUCCUCCACCCACCCAUCUUAUUCUCUCAUCCAACCAUUUCCUUACUCACUCGCGCGGGACCGUCGCGUCAACAGACCCAUCGAAACAUCUUUCUUGCCUCGGUACAAGCGCGAAUUAAGGAAAGACUGGCGACGAUGCCUGACGAAGCGACUCAGGGCCUCGCCCAAUCCAUCGCGAAACAGGUCGAGAGAGUUGUGCACAGGGGCAUGGUGGAGUUCACUCUCCGCUCUCUCAUGAACGCCGGCAUGACCGCCAAUGAGGUCAGCGACCUCGUGAAGGCCGUGCUGCAUGAUUUGAACGGCGACCCGGCGCCUGACGUUGCUCGUGCAGACGCCGAGGCUACUACCAAGGCUACUGCCGAGGCCCAGGCCAUCCUCCAGGCUCUCCAGCUCAUCACUGAGUGCACCGCCAAUAUGCCGCCGAUCAAAAAGGCUGCCGUGAGCACCGGAGAGUCCUCAGCUAUGGCUGCGGGCCCGAGGACCAAGUUCGCCGCCGGCGUUAAGAGGAAGCUGGCGCAGUCCCAGUCCCAGGCCACCACGCUCACGGGCACUACUAGUACUGCUGCCACCUCUCCCAUGUACACGCCGACGACGUCGAAGACGUCCGAGCAGUCGAGCGCGUCCUCCACCGCCAAUCUGUCCCCGGCAGCCCGGGUCCCGUUCGUGGUGGCAGCCGUGGCAGCCGCGGCGGCCGUGCGGGCCCAGCAGCAGAAGAAGAAGCAUGAUUCGCGUGGCUCCGACAAUGGGUCGUCUGGGGCUUCUUCCAGUUCGCUGGGCAAGACCACGGACAGCGAGGCCAGCAUCUUCGGCUUCCAGCGGAGGGUUCGGAAGACGAUGGCCCAGAGGGCUCGCAGGCCGGGGUGCAAUCGGGCGGAGUUGUAUGACGAUUGGACGUGCCCGACCUGGAGGUCUGACUCUGAGGAGGACUCGGAUGACGAGGGGGACGAAGACGAAGACGAGGAGAGUGAAGAUGAAGAUGAAGAUGAUAUAAACUAGGAUGGCUGAGGCACGCUGGCGUCGUCGUGAAUGGGUUGAGAGAGCUCUUUUUGCGUCGCGCUGAUUUUCUCUACUUUGUUCUUUGCCACUUUCAGGGGAAGCAGGUCGUACGGCCCUUCUUCGAUACUCACAGGCUAUUACCAGCUCUGGCUACCUAGUAGUAGUAGGUAUUUCCUACUUUAUCUCAGAGGAGACACAAUGGCCAGAACUUCAG
Molecule: messenger RNA, 1400 nt
Organism: Chaetomium strumarium
Lineage: Eukaryota; Fungi; Ascomycota; Sordariomycetes; Sordariales; Chaetomiaceae
Exons: 3
Coding region: 326-1186 (286 amino acids)
Source: RefSeq, a predicted model, not a curated record